GCCGAUCCCGGCCGGUCCCGAACGGAGCCGCGGCCACGAUGGCUCCGUCCCCCCCCCCAACCACCGCCACCGCUUAAAGGGGCCCCGGGGGUGGGACCGGGGGGGGGGCCCGGAGCCGGCAGCGCGCACGGUACCGGGGCUGGAGCCGGUGGAGCCGCGGGGGGGGGGCCCGUUACCGGUUGAAGAUGCACUUGUUCCGGAGCUCCAGCUACGAGAUCCGGCUGGAGGGCGAGGGGGGCGGCUCGCCCCGCAUCCAGGGCAUCCGCUGGACUCCACUCUUGGAUAAUGAAUCCAGCCUGGACUAUGGACACAGCCUCACCCAGGCAUCCUCGGAUAGGAUCUGGCGAGCGGGGAAGCUCCUUUACAUCCACCUCACCAGCACCCGGCCCGGCCUCAUCCGGGACCACAAGCAUCACCUGCGGCACCACAGGCAGUGCUGCUCUGGCCGGGAGCUGGUGGAUUGGCUGCUGAGCACUGGGCUGGCCCUGCAGAGCCGCAGCCAAGCCAUUGGCAUCUGCCAGGUCCUGGUGGAUGGAGGCGUCCUGACACACGUGAAGCAGGAGUGGCAUUUCCAGGACAAGGACACCCAGUUCUAUCGCUUUGCUGAGCUGGAGCUGAGCCCUGAUCCCGGCGCUGGGCUCCGGGAUGCGGAGGAGCUGCUGGAAGCUUUGGCAUUCCUGGCUCAGCUGGGUCCUGAUGCGCUGCUCACCAUGGCCCUGCGCAAGCCGCCUGCCCAGCGCACGGAGGAUGAGCUGGAGCUCAUAUUUGAGGAGCUGCUCCACAUCAAAGCCGUGGCUCAUCUCUCCCGCUCGGUGAAGCGGGAGCUGGCGUCCGUGCUGAUGUUCGAGUCGCACCAGAGAGCAGGCACCGUGUUGUUCAGCCAAGGAGACAAAGGCACCUCCUGGUACAUCAUCUGGAAGGGCUCAGUGAACGUGGUCACCCACGGCAAGGGCCUGGUGGCCACACUGCACGAGGGGGAUGACUUUGGGCAGCUGGCUCUGGUGAACGAUGCUCCUCGAGCAGCCACCAUCAUCCUGCGGGAGGACAACUGCCACUUCCUGCGGGUGGACAAGCAGGACUUCAACCGCAUCCUCAAGGACGUGGAGGCCAACACCAUGCGCCUGAAGGAGCACGGGAAGGUGGUGCUGGUGCUGCAGAAGAACCUGCAGGCUGGCAGCAGCCAGGCAGCCACAGCACGGAGCAGCAGGUACCUGGUGAUGGCCGGGACACCGGAGAAGAUCCUGGAGCAUCUCCUGGAGUUCAUGAGGCUCGAUGCCACGCUCUAUGACCCCGUGGACACGCUGCUGGGGGAUUUCCUGCUCACCUACACCGUGUUCAUGCCGACCUCGCAGCUCUGCAGGGCUCUGCUGCACCAUUUCCGUGCGGAGCCAAUGGAGGGCUCGGAGCAGGAUAAGGCCACCUAUUCCCUGCACAAGCGCCGCAAGAUCCUGCGCCUGGUGAGCCAGUGGGUGCUGCUCUAUGGGCGGCUGCUGCAGGGCGACCGCAGCACCACAUCCCUGCUGCAGAACCUGGCGGACCUGGCGAGCCAGGACCCCCGCCUGGGUGGGAUGGUCCAGGAGCCAGCACCGGAACGGCGACGGCCCCGAGCGCUGGAGAAUGGAGAUGGGAGUGUUUCACCCCAGCCCAAGGCUCAGGGCUCGGUGACCUGGAUGGGGAGCCAGGAGGAGGCGACUGUGAGCAGCACUUGUGCCUUGAGAGCCCAGGACAAAGUGCCCUAUGAGAUCUACAGAGCCGACCAUUCCUGCCUGGUCACGGUGCUGCCCAUCAAUGCCUCGGUGCGGGAUGUGCUGCGGUCCCUGGCCCCACGGCUGGGCCGGGAUGGGGAACACAUCCUGGUCAAGGUGAACUCGGCUGGAGACAAAGUGGGGCUGCAGCUGGAUGCUGUCGGGGUCUUCACAGCGCUGGGGCUCAAUGAGAGGCUCUUUGCUGUGAGCAUGGAGGAGCUCAGCAGCUUGACCCCCCAUCCCGAGCAGUUGGGCCCCCAGGUUGGCUCCUCAGACACCUUGGACCUCAUCAGCUCCAAGGACCUCGCCAGCCACAUCACUGACUACGACUGGAGCCUCUUCAAGAGCAUCCACCAGGUGGAGAUGCUGCACUACAUCACGCGCCCGCCGCGGUUCCAUGCGGUCACCACGGCCAACCUGGAGCGGGUGAUGCGGCGCUUCAAUGAGCUGCAGCACUGGGUGGUCACUGAGCUCUGCCUCUGCUCCGACGUGGGACGGAGAGCACAGCUCCUGCGCAAGUUCAUCAAGCUGGCGGCACACCUCAAGGAGCAGAAGAACCUCAACUCCUUCUUCGCGGUGAUGUUCGGUGUGAGCCACACGGCUGUCAGCCGCCUGGCGCGGACAUGGGAGAGGCUGCCCCAUAAGAUCCGGAAGCUGCACUCGGUGCUGGAGCGGAUGCUGGUGGGUGCCUCGGCUCGGGAUGGGUGCCGGGGAUCCCUUUGGAUGCAUCCAUGCGCCAGGAAGGCAGAGCUGAUCCCUCAAUCCCCCUUUGCAGACAUGACCUUCAUCCACGAGGGCAACCACACGCUGGCCGAGAACCUCAUCAACUUUGAGAAGAUGCACAUGAUGGCCAAGACCCUGCGUGUCCUGCAGCGCUGCCGCGGCAACGCGCAUGCUCCACUCUCUCCACUGCGAACCCGCUCCCAGCACCGGCCUGAGGACCCCAAGGCAGUCAGGAUGUCCACGUGCUCAGAGCAGUCCCUCAGCGUGCGCAGCCCUGUCUCUACCUGGGCCUAUCUACAGCACCUGAGAGCCAUUGACAGCCAGAAGGAGCUGCUGCGGCUUUCCAGAGCCCUGGAACCCUGACACAGCCGGAGCAGGGAUGUGGCAAUGGGGCAGCCCCAUAGCUCUGCUCCCAGGAGCACUGGGCACGGGGCUGGGCUGGAGCCAGCCAAGAGCUGCUCCUGCUUGGCCAAGGGGCAGGAUUGGGCCAUGGGCAGUGGGGUGAGCACUGGAGGUGCUGCGUUCCCCUCUCCUCUCCAUGCAGCAGCCUUGGAUUCCGGCCGGGAAGGAGGAAGGAGCCUGGAUGCCCCCAUUGCUGAGCAUCCUGCGGGUACCACUGGGAGAUGCUGGAGCAUCCUUCAUAGGGACCACAUCUGCCUCCAUCAGGGUCUGGUCCUGCUGCCCCAUGGAUCUGCCCUUCCCUCUGGUGUGUGCCAUGGGAGAUGCUGGCUCCCAUCCCAGCCUAUGGGAGCAGCGCGAUCCCAGAACCAUGGGGGGAAGAACCUCGAUCCCCCAGAACUGUUGGGGUUAAAGCAGCCUCCUCCGUGCCUCAGUUUCCCCACAUGGAUGGGAGCAGGAAUAGCCAUGGGACAGCAUCAGGCCUGGAGGGAAGGAAGCCGUGAUGGCCUCAUGAUGGAGAUGGGGACCUGCUCCAGCCAUUCCCAACCCACAAGCAGGGCUUAGGGGGAGAUGCCUUUGGAGGAUGCAGGGGGCCAGGACCUCAGAGCAUCUCGAUGCACAGGGAGCCCUUUGACAAUGGCCCUGGAUGAAGCUGUGGGGCUGGGGGCACAUCACAGCCCAUAAAGGGACCCACCACAAGGGAUGCUCUGUGCCAUGGCCAGGACACCACAAGCCAAACCCUCGCCAGCCUUGCCCCAAGGGCUACCGGGACCAGAGCAUUGGUUGCUCUUCAGGCCAUGCACAUCAAUGGGUCGAUGACAAUAAAGGUCCCAUCACACCUAAA
Molecule: messenger RNA, 3711 nt
Organism: Melopsittacus undulatus (budgerigar)
Lineage: Eukaryota; Metazoa; Chordata; Aves; Psittaciformes; Psittaculidae
Gene: RAPGEF3
Product: Rap guanine nucleotide exchange factor 3
Exons: 26
Coding region: 186-2831 (881 amino acids)
Biological process (GO): Ras protein signal transduction; positive regulation of GTPase activity
Cellular component (GO): plasma membrane
Molecular function (GO): guanyl-nucleotide exchange factor activity
Source: RefSeq, a predicted model, not a curated record